Messenger RNA from Nestor notabilis (Kea), 973 nucleotides. It is a transcript of the gene C1GALT1C1, whose product is annotated as C1GALT1-specific chaperone 1. The record is from RefSeq and is a predicted model, not a curated record. Bases 1 to 957 code for a protein of 318 amino acids. NCBI's taxonomy places the organism in Eukaryota, Metazoa, Chordata, Aves, Psittaciformes, Psittacidae. Gene Ontology annotation, molecular function: N-acetylgalactosaminide beta-1,3-galactosyltransferase activity. The transcript has a single exon.
AUGAUUUCCGAAAGCAGCUCCUUCGUGAAGGGAGUGGUGCUGGGAGGAGCCUUCUGCAUGUUGGUCACACUCCUGGGACACAUGAAGGUAGGCCACGGGACUAAGGCCCAUCGCCACGAGCAUCAUCACAUCCAGGCUCCCAGCAAAGAAGAUGUCCUAAACCUUUCAGAAGGUGAACGCAUGGAACUUAGUAAAAGUAUCCGUGUUUAUUGUAUCAUCCUCGUGAAACCCAAAGAUCUGGGGCACUGGGCUGCAGUCAGAGAGACGUGGAGCAAGCAUUGCGACAAGGUGGAAUUCUACAGCUCGGAAAAUGUCAAAGUGUUUGACUCUGUAGCCCUCAACACAAACGAUAUGUGGGCGAUGAUGAGAAAAGCUUACAAGAUAACAUACGAACGCUAUAAAGAUGAAUUCAGCUGGUUCUUCCUUGCAUAUCCAACAACAUUUGCUAUUAUUGAAAAUCUCAAAUAUUUCUUACUGAAAAAAGACCCCUCACAGCCUUUUUAUGUAGGCCACACCAUGAAAUCUGGUGACCUUGAAUACGUAGAUGGUGAGGGAGGAAUUGUCUUAAGCAUUGAAUCGCUAAGACGACUCUUCCAUAUUCUUGAAGACUCUGACAAGUGCCCGGAGCAGGGAGGCAUGAUUUGGAAGCUUGCUGAGGACAAACAGCUGGCGAUCUGCCUGAAGUACACCGGAGUGUUUGCUGAAAACGCAGAAGAUUCAGAAGGAAAAGAUGUCUUCAACACCAAGUCAGUCAGUGCUCUCAUUAAGGAAGCAAUGUCUACUCACCCUCAGCAGGUGGUGGAAGGCUGCUGCUCAGACAUGGCCAUCACCUUCAGUGGCCUGGCCCCAAACCACAUGCACGUGAUGAUGUACGGUGUCUACAGGCUGCGACCUUACGGCCACACGUACAACGAUGCACUUGUCUUCUUGCCACCUCCAGGCUCAGACAAUGACUGAUGUCUCCUCAAAGCAG